AUGGCGGAGCCCGCAGCGAAGAAGGCGCGCACCGGGCGCACUUUCCUUUUCUCCUCGGAGUCCGUGAACGAGGGCCAUCCGGACAAGAUCUGCGACCAGGUCUCCGAUGCGGUUCUGGAUGCAUGCCUGAAGGUGGACCCCAAGAGCAAGGUGGCCUGCGAGACUGCGACCAAGGACAACAUGGUCAUGGUGGCGGGCGAGAUCACCACGCAGGCAAAGCUGGACUACGACAAGGUGGUGCGAGGAGUGGUGGAGCAGAUUGGCUUCGACAGCUUUGUGGACGAUCUGUCCAGCGUGGACAGCAAGGGCUUGAGCUUCAAGACCUGCGAAGUUUUGGUGCGCAUCAACAAGCAGAGCCCGGACAUUGCGGGCGGCGUGCACGUGGGCAAGGAUGAGAUGGACGUGGGCGCAGGCGACCAGGGCAUCAUGUUUGGCUAUGCCAGCGAUGAGACCUCGGACUGCAUGCCCCUGACUCACUCCAUGGCCACGCGGCUCGGCAAGACCCUGACCGAUGUGCGCAAGAGCGGGGAGUGCUGGUGGCUGCGACCAGAUGGCAAGACCCAGGUGACCAUCGAGUACCUGCAGCACCCGGACGGCUCCGUGGAGCCCAAGAAGAUCCACACUGUGGUGAUCUCCACUCAGCACGCGGAGCCUCUGAAGGCCGUGCGCAGCAAGGAGUGCGCUGGCUACAAGGGCACAGAGAUGACUGCACCCAGCAUGGAGCAGAUGAACAAGGAGAUUGAAGAGAAGGUGAUCAAGCGCACGCUGGAGUCCAUCACGCUGAAGAGCGGCAAGUCCGCCAUCACCCUGUGCCUGGUUCAGCUGUCCUAUGCCAUCGGCGUGGCAAAGCCUUUGUCUCUCUUUGUGGAGACCUACGGCAGCGAGAAGGGAGAUCUCACGGUGGACGACAUCACCAACGUCCUCAAGAUCGAGUUCGAUUGCCGCCCUGGCGCCAUUGCACAGUCGCUGGCUUUGCGCGAGCCGAAGUACCAGGACACGGCUGCCUACUGCCACUUCGGCCGAGAGGCAGUGACAAAGGAUGGCAUCAAGUUCUUCGAGUGGGAGAACCCCAAGGACCUUUCCAAGUACAAGGCCAUGAAGAGCGCUCAGGUGGAGGCUGCCUUGAAGGGCAGCAACUACCUGACGAAGUGGGUGGACUAA
Molecule: messenger RNA, 1161 nt
Organism: Effrenium voratum
Lineage: Eukaryota; Dinophyceae; Suessiales; Symbiodiniaceae
Source: the annotation of a GenBank genome assembly